AUGUAUAAUUCUAAAGAAAUCCGAAAUGAAUGGAUUUACAAUUUGAGAUUUGAGUUGGACAAUACAAAAGCCGCACACAAAGUUUUGCUCUGGGCAUAUUUUUCAAUAGCUGUCAUUAUAGACUUUCGGAAGUGUGCCUCCCGGCGACAAGGCAACACGGGGGCCGGCGGAGGGGGAAUGUUUGGCGAUGUCAACAUUUCGGCAAUUUUGGAUUCUCUAAGCGUAAGCUAUGACAAGAGAGUACGACCAAACUAUGGAGGACCGCCUGUGGAUGUGGGAGUCACGAUGUACGUGCUAUCAAUCAGCUCCUUAUCUGAAGUUAAAAUGCUUAGGGAUAUGUCAACCUCUGAUUUGGUUUUCACUGCGCCCAUGGCGCUAAACUCACAACUAUUCGGCUUGAUUGCAGGACCGCCAGUGGAAGUGGGCGUCACCAUGUAUGUGCUCUCAAUCAGCUCCGUCUCCGAAGUGCUCAUGGAUUUCACCUUGGAUUUUUACUUUAGACAAUUUUGGACAGAUCCAAGACUUGCUUAUAAAAAGAGGCCUGGCGUCGAAACUCUAUCGGUUGGAUCUGAAUUUAUUCGAAAUAUAUGGGUACCUGAUACAUUCUUUGUAAAUGAAAAGCAAUCGUAUUUUCACAUAGCCACCACUAGCAAUGAAUUUAUUCGUAUUCAUCACUCUGGGUCUAUCACACGGAGCAUAAGGUUGACAAUUACGGCUUCUUGUCCUAUGGACUUACAAUACUUCCCUAUGGAUCGGCAGCUCUGUAAUAUUGAGAUUGAAAGCUUCGGCUACACGAUGCGAGACAUCCGAUAUAAGUGGAAUGAAGGCCCCAAUUCUGUUGGUGUGUCAAGCGAAGUGUCGCUACCGCAGUUCAAGGUGCUCGGCCAUCGUCAACGAGCUAUGGAAAUAUCACUUACAACAGGAAACUAUUCGCGUUUGGCUUGUGAAAUUCAGUUUGUGCGUUCGAUGGGUUACUACUUAAUCCAAAUUUAUAUUCCAUCUGGAUUGAUUGUUAUCAUAUCGUGGGUGUCUUUUUGGCUGAACCGGAAUGCAACUCCAGCUAGAGUAUCUCUUGGUGUUACUACUGUGUUGACUAUGACCACUCUUAUGUCUUCAACGAAUGCUGCGCUACCAAAAAUCUCAUACGUCAAAUCUAUAGAUGUAUAUUUGGGCACCUGUUUCGUGAUGGUCUUCGCCAGUUUACUAGAGUAUGCAACCGUCGGCUACAUGGCGAAAAGAAUUCAAAUGAGGAAACAACGAUUUACUGCUGUUCAAAAGAUGGCUGCUGAGAAAAAAAUGCAGAUUGAUGGGGCCCCUGGACCUUCCGAAAUUCCUCGACCAGAGCCUUUGCCACCACCAAGGACAAGCACUCUAGGCAGACCCGCUCCACCUAGCCGAUCUUCGUCCUAUAAUCCUCAUACACAGGAAGUGCGGUUCAAGAUUCAUGACGCAAAAUACUCUAGGAGUAGCACUUUGGAUAGUGCUCUGAAUGGCGGUCGAGGGGGACCGUCAUCAGCUCCAAUGCCUGUCCCCGUUCCGGUUCCAGUACAAGGUCCUGAGGAAGAAGCAGUGGCUCCACAUCUGAUUCAGGCAUCAAAGAGCAUCAAUAAACUACUCGGCGCUACUCCAUCGGACAUCGACAAGUAUUCACGCAUUGUUUUUCCCGUUUGCUUCGUCUGCUUUAACUUGAUGUACUGGAUUAUCUACCUUCAUGUAUCUGAUGUGGUUGCUGAUGAUCUUGUGUUACUUGGUGAAGAAAACUAA
This is a messenger RNA of Danaus chrysippus (African queen), 1764 nucleotides long. Lineage: Eukaryota; Metazoa; Arthropoda; Insecta; Lepidoptera; Nymphalidae. The record is from the annotation of a GenBank genome assembly.